Molecule: messenger RNA, 3021 nt
Organism: Toxorhynchites rutilus septentrionalis
Lineage: Eukaryota; Metazoa; Arthropoda; Insecta; Diptera; Culicidae
Exons: 7
Coding region: 724-2580 (618 amino acids)
Source: RefSeq, a predicted model, not a curated record
ACAAACGAGCACUCGGCGCGAUGGUUCUCGUUCUUCGAAGGGGUAUUUGAAAGCGCGGGCGGUUAGUAAUCGCGAGUAUCAACAGUCGGUCGGACAGUGUGUAAAGUGGAAAAAAAAAUCACAAUAAUGAUACACUACUAACUCAUAGCUCAUCGCGGCGAGCGAGAUAGGAAAACAAAAGUCGAGACACGAAUCGCCAAGUAAACUUGGAUGCCAAGGAAAUAAAAAUAGUGUCAGCUUUUUAGACCGUAAGUGACACAGGUCGGUCUCGUGGAAGAUAGGUUAAGGUGGUGCGAGUUGAACGAACUUAAGAUCAAUCAAGUCUAAUCAACACAAAUGUUUCCUGCGCUGAAAAUUGUGGACCACUCCCCCUGGAUUCGCCAAGAAUGAAACUAAUGAUAAUGGAAGCGGCUGUGAUCACGAUAGCAGUCGAUUGUGGUAGAAGUGUUUGAGUAUCGAGCGCGAAAAAAACCUAUAUGUUCCCUGGAAACGCGACACGGUUUUAGUUCCUUCGUAAGUUGUGUGUAUAUAUUUGUUUAUGUGUAUAAAUUACUAGCGCUAAAAAAUACAAGUGACGGUGAAGAAUGAAACAGCGCUUAAUCAAACACCCCCCAUUCGAGCGGCUGGUAUAAAUUACCAUCAAGAAUACUUGAAUUCAAUUUGGAAAAUAAAAAGAAGUGUUUGUGGUUGAGUGGGUUGGACAGCCGUUACCAGUCCUGUGGAAUGGAAGUGACACACUCCGGCAGUGUUCAGUCAUGUGGAUUCUGUUUAGAAUGUGCGACCGGUGACGGAACGGGUUCGCGUUGUUACCGUGAUAUGCCGCGAAAGGAUGAAAUGACCAAAAGUACCAUACAGUUUGCCAUAACCGCCAGCAGUGUCAUCCAGCAGAAUGAUACAGUUGUUAGACACUGUAUUGCGGCCUCGACAGGAUCAGCAUCGAGCGGAAGCAAUGUGGACGUGCAAAAUCAGCUCAUCAUGAAGAAUGCCGACUGCGAGAUAAAUCUCACCGGCAAGCCGGACAGAUUCGCUGUUGUUGUGGAAUCGCCCAACAAUCGAAUACGCGUGGCUUUGAGCGUCUUGAUUCGUCUGCUGCUGCCACUUACUCACGGAUUGGCCCGAGGAUGGAACGGAUUGCGAGGCAUUCGGAUGUUGCAGCUGUUUCGAAAGAUUCGCGAAAGUCGUGGCCUACUGACUACGCUUUUCGCCUUCGCCGCCAACACCGUUUCGAUGAGUUUGUCUUCGGUUCAAGUGGUCCAUCGAAUUGACCCACUGCUGCGGGUGAUCAAGUUCCGUAAUAACUCCUCAACCCCAAAUGGAAACGCGAUCGAGGCAAGCAAACAACGGGAAGAGUCGGAUACUUGUACCAAACAGUCUACAGCAUCGAAUGUACGAGAUGCGCCAGAUAAGUGUGUCGAACUGGUAGUGCUGGCGGAACCACCUGCAGGCGAGCCGAUCCGAGCUGAUGUUGUGCUUAUUCAUGGCUUGCAUGGAUCGCUGGUGAAUACUUGGAAGCAAGGUCUAUGGAAUAGUGAAGGAAAACUGGAGCACUUCGAGCGACCGCCGAAACCCCCGGUAAGACCACCGAAACGACAAAGACAUUCCCGGGCCAACCUUUUCGCUCCUCCCCACGUAUCGAAGAAACCAAAGUUUGAACAGGACACCAUCGAAUUAAGCGACGACGAUGAGCAGCAGUUCGAUGCGGUUCAAACGACGUCCUACGAAUUGUCGAAACGAAAGUUUACCUACGAAUGUGGUGAACCAGAUGAGGUUCACUUUGCCGAUGAGAUGGAAUACAGCUUCCCAACGUUUAGGUUAAGAAUCGAGGACGAAAACAAUAAUCGAAUCGCCCAGGGAUACACGGAAAAGCGACACCACGGUAAGCGAAAACUAAAAGUGAAGAAAGACGAGUCGUGGUCACCCUGCUGGCCAGGUGACUGGCUACCGGUGGACUGCCCCGGAGUGCGAGUACUUGCUCUCAACUACACUACCGAUCCGUAUCUCUGGAGGCCGCUGUGGAUUACCAAGAGAAAUCGCUCCAAUUUAGUGGAUCGCGCCAGGGAGAUGGCCGAUAUGCUCAUUGCUAAGGGCGUCGGCAAGGGACAGCCGAUCGUUUGGGUUGGCCAUUCGAAGGGUGGUCUCUUCAUCAAGCAAAUCAUUGUGGAUGCAUGGGAAAGCGGACGACCCGCCGCCGAACAGCUGUGGCGAUCAUCGCGCGGAACAUUCUUCUACUCGGUGCCACACAGGGGCUCUCCGCUGGCGGAUUUCAAUCUACCCCUGCUACGUCAGUCCAUCGAACUGACCGAGAUUCAGAAGAACUGUGCCAGCAUCCUGGAGUUGCACCGACGCUUUGUGGCACUCUACCGAGGGGGUCAUCUCAAGAUCGACGUCUUCAGCUUCGUCGAAACGGCGCUGACGCUGAUGUCGGUUCUAUACUUGCGCAUCGUUGGAAUCGAUUCGGCCGAUCCCGGCAUCGGAGAAGUGUGUGGUGUUCGACUUGAUCACAGGGAAAUUUGCAAACCCCGCAGCCGUAACUGCAUCCUCUACACGGAACUGGUGAAAAUGAUCAACAAGGUUAGCUAAAGAGGAGAAGCUAAGAAUCGCGAAGAACCACCGCAAGAGCAAGCUUGUAUGGAUGUAUUUGUUUUAGAAUAUUUUCUACUAGUAUUGUACACUUUGUGUUAGCUGGAGGGAAAUUUUAGAUGUUUUCAGUUAAACUGUUUUGUUUGCAAUCUACCGUUAUACCAGUAACCAGAUUAACUUUUGUUUUUAAAUAUUAUUAUAUACGAGCUACCACCGGAAAGAACAGGAGAUAGAACAAGUGGUGGUAAGACCAAAAACAUCGCUACCUGAUCAGUACUUGGACAUUGUUGAACCUGUUUGAAAUUUUAUCUACUGUCGAUUUUACGAAAACCAACCGCUGGAAUGCAGGAAUAGUUUUGCGAUAAACUUUUCUAUAAACGUAAGCAAUGUGAUACAUAGAGAUUAGUAUUUCGAAUGAAUAUAUCAAACGUAGAGACGGAA